This is a messenger RNA of Xenia sp. Carnegie-2017, 1921 nucleotides long. RefSeq lists its product as uncharacterized. The coding region runs from base 499 to 1416 and encodes 305 amino acids. The record is from RefSeq and is a predicted model, not a curated record. NCBI's taxonomy places the organism in Eukaryota, Metazoa, Cnidaria, Anthozoa, Malacalcyonacea, Xeniidae. The transcript has a single exon.
UCAGGACUUUAAAAUGCAAUCUUGCCGUACUCUUAAAGGAUGAUGUCAUUUUGCCUGUCAUGAUUGAAAAGAAACGCUACUCGUUUGGCUUGACAAAUAUUUAGGUCGUUUUAUUGAACUGCUAACUGUAUAUAGAUAGAAAAGCACCACAGUUGCAGUUUAAAAUCCUUGAGAUGACAUGUUUACCCCUAUGCUCUUAUAAUAAGUUUGCAAGUAAAAAUUGUGGCUGAAACAGGCAGCAUAACUUUGGUGAAAGUGUUUUUCAUGAAUAUUGCUACGAUUGUGUUCCUUUUUAAAUGGUUUGAAGGUUAUUGAACAAUUGGUCGACUUCUUAUGGAUGAAUGAUGCCGACGUCAUGGUGUGAUUUAGUCCACGUAGAUAUGUAUUACACAUUGGCUGAAUUUAUCAGAAUUGGCGUUUUAGAGACAUUUGAGACAAUUAGAGCCUCUCAAUUUUAGAGACAAUCGAAGCACGAAUUUUGUUAGUUUAUAAGUCGAAAUGUCUGACGUACAAAGAAGUCGUUGUAUGGUGAUACUUGGCUGGGUUCUAUUUUGCGCGUUGUUCAUUGUACAAUUAGUGAUAUUUUCACUUUUGCUUUACGAAUAUCACAACUUGGCAUCGCUUAUAACCUGCAUUGUUUUGUACAUCUGUGUAUCUGUAGCGGUCAUAGUUCUUAUGCUAUUCGUAUGGUGCAAAAAGUCUUGUCAAGAACUUUAUGCUGAAGCGGAUAAAGAAAUUUGUGGUGUUUGGAUUGUUUGUGGCGUUUAUAUUGUUGCUUACACCGUAUCUGUUGCAAUGAUAUUCUGUAAAGUCGCCAAAAAUCUUACCAAAGAUAUGACUCUUGGUAUCAACACAUUGAAAGGAACACUUUCCAUUGCUCCUAUGCUGUUAAUUCUCAUGUUACAGUUGACCAUUUCUCCAAUAUAUCGUAAAGAUGUUUUAUCACUGUCUAUAUUUUCUGCAUUGAAUAUUUUUGAUGGCAUCGAAAUGUUGGAAGUCAUAUUGAUGCACCAUGAAAGACUAUUUCAUUUAAGCAUUCAUUUGGAAAGGACCAUCGUUGUCUUCGUUUGUUUAUCAUUUUUGAUCUCUUUUUUUACUUUGUUUCGAAAUAAGUUUAAGCCUGAUGGAAACGUCGAGAAAAGAAAGGGAACUUCAAUUCGCUUUGGCCAUGGUAUUAUGGAGAUGUUUGGCAUCAAUAUACCGUUUCUCAUUUUACGUUCCAUUGUUUGGCAUUAUUAUAAAUACGAAGCUUCAGUGUUUAUAGCUAAGAAUAUCAUAUUUUUAGUUGUUGGUCUUGUUGAGUUUUGUAUCCUGAAAAAGUGGAUAAAAUGGGGUGUUGAGGAUGGUUUUGCUGAAAAUAUUGACGGUUUUACUGAAAACAUUGAGGAUGGUUUAAUUGAAAACAUGGAGGACUGACAUUGCAACUUUAUAUCUAGGAAAAAGGUGGAACAUAAUCUAUUCAUAUCUUUACAAUGUGUAUAUGUAGGAAAGUUUUUUUGUGACUAAAACACCAACGUUGAUUUAUGUGUAGUAAUACUUACAGCUUGUAGUUCUGCCCUAAGCCAACUGUGUAUGACAGUAAAACAUCACCAGGGAAACAUACAAGAAUCAUUGAAAUCUACGUCACUAUGCACCAUGGUACGUUGGAUGAUUUUUAUCAUCAAGUAUGUAAUGUAUCAGGACUAAAGAAGAUAGUAAAAAUUGCAAUCUUAUAAACGACGUUGUUAUUUUGCCUGUCAUGAUUUGAAAGAAACGCCACUCGUCUUGCAUGACAAAUAUUUGAGUUAUUUUUUAAUGAACAGCUAGAUGCAUGUAAAAGGAUAUUGUCACAACCUAAGUAUAAAGCCUUUAACAGUGUUCACUUUAUUCAUGCUGAGUUUGCAAAUAAAAUUUGUAGCCGAAACAGGCAGCACGACUUUGA